GCUGGGUGGGACUAUUUUGAUGGUGGGGUUGCCGGUUUUGUCACGAACCAAUUUUACCGAGUUGGACAGAAUGUACUAACAGUCGUUGUCACACUUUUAUCGUGGAUUUUAAAAACGUUAGACACCCUGUAACGGCGGUGAAACCGGCGGAAUAGCUACCGUUAACGUACAAACAGGAUAACACCUGAGCGUUUGUGUCAGUUACUACCUGGAUAACGUUAACAACAAGGGGCAACAUGUCAGCAGAGCCGAUUAUCAUCACACUGGAAACUGCGUCGGGGACCACCAGUGCAUUCCCCGCGGUGUUAAAGCAGGUCAUGGAAAUGCCUCCGCCGAAUAUUCUGGACUGUGACGACGACACUGACAAGGAAAAGCUGUGUCUGGGAGACAAUGUUGACCUGGGCGGAGGAUUUGAUAUGGAUAUGGGUCCUUCGGCCGCCCUGACCCCCGCUAUCUGGGAGAAAACCAUUCCCUAUGAUGGUGAAAACUUCCACCUGGAGUACAUGGACCUUGAGGAGUUCCUCGUAGAGAAUGGCAUCGCCAACUUGCCUGACGUGGACUCCACAAAGGGCAGCCCAGCAGGAGGUGUCGUGAAGAUGGAGAAACUAAAGGUUGCCAAGCCAGCAAGCAUGUCCCUGCUACCCAUUCAGGACUUGGACAAGUGUGAGGGGGAAAUAUUGAUCAUCACAAAGACUGACUCCGAUAUCCUCUGUGAAGUUACUGCAGAGGUGACCACUGAAAGCGACGACGAGACCCCCGAGGCCGAUGAGAUUGAGGUCGAUAUGAACUACGAGCCCGAUCCCACUGACCUGGUCCUGUCAAGUGUGCCGGGCGGCGAGCUGUUUAACCCUCGCAAACACAAGUUCUCUGAAGAUGAGCUCAAGCCACAGCCAAUGAUCAAGAAGGCAAAGAAGGUGUUGGUGCCUGAAGAGCAGAAGGAUGACAAGUACUGGCACAGAAGAAAAAAGAACAACGUGGCUGCCAAACGCUCGCGUGACGCCCGCAGGUUAAAGGAGAACCAGAUCACCGUCCGUGCGGCUUUCCUGGAGCGUGAGAACGCAGCGCUGCGGACAGAAGUCGCCGAUCUACGGAAGGAGAGCAGCCGCCACAAGAACACAGUGGGUCGCUACGAAGCCAAAUUCGGACAACUUGCGCUGCUGGAAGACUAAUAGACAGCAGUUGAUUUAUUUGUUCUAAUGAAUAAAUAAAUCUCCUUGAAUUGUGCAAACACGAGAAUCUACCGGAUGAAGAAGGAGGGCUGGUGCUGCCGUGGAGGUGCAAGAGCAUCUGAAGACUCGACGUUUGGUUUUUAUUUCUGUCUUCUUCUUUUUCUUAAAGAAUUUGAUUGGUCCGUGUGAGAGGAUAUCCAAGUGCUUCUUCAGUGCACGUCUUCAGUGUACGCUUAUCAUGUUUUGUAUGCCUUUUGCCGAAAGAGAAUUUGUUUUGUUUUCAUUUUCAAAUGAUACUUGAGUAGUAACUGUAACCGUUUACUUUUAGUCAUUAGGGUAUUGUAGAAAUAUUUGCAGGUUGCUUCCAGUUCUUCACACAUUGAAACGAAUUAUGAAAUCAACCUGUCCGUUUUUAUUUCCAAAUGUAUAUUACGUGUCAGAUUGUGGAGCUGGGCUUUUAUUUGCCCACAAGAACUUUCAACAGGAACAUUUCCUUGUAACUUAAGCUUCUUCAGGGACGUGGCAAAAAGGUGCAGCCAUAAUUACUUCUCUUCACGUACAAGUACUUAUUACCAGCAACACACAAACGCUCCGCUCUGUCUGUCUCUCUGUCUGUCUCUCUGUCUGUCUCUCUGUCUGUCUCACUGUCUGUCUCACUGUCUGUCUCUCUGUCUGUCUCUCUGUCUGUCUCACUGUCUGUCUCACUGUCUGUCUGU
Cottoperca gobio is the source of this 1885-nucleotide messenger RNA. It is a transcript of the gene tefa, whose product is annotated as TEF transcription factor, PAR bZIP family member a. The coding region runs from base 237 to 1169 and encodes 310 amino acids. Gene Ontology annotation, biological process: regulation of transcription by RNA polymerase II. Gene Ontology annotation, cellular component: nucleus. NCBI's taxonomy places the organism in Eukaryota, Metazoa, Chordata, Actinopteri, Perciformes, Bovichtidae. Gene Ontology annotation, molecular function: DNA-binding transcription factor activity, RNA polymerase II-specific; RNA polymerase II cis-regulatory region sequence-specific DNA binding. The record is from RefSeq and is a predicted model, not a curated record. The transcript has 5 exons.